CGCUCGCUUGUAGCUGUAGGUUUUUAGUCCUUCACUUGGCGCGGCCGGUCGAGAAAACAAGGCAAUACCAUGGUUUCACCUACUGUGAAUGUUGCCCGAUACACGGCUCUCUUUUCUGGUGUUGUCUACGGCUGGUACCACCGUCGAUCCCUACAAGCAGCACACAAUCUACACAAAACCCAGCAUGCGGAGCACGAGCGAGAGCGGUUAAUUGCAGAGGCAAAGGAGGCAUGGAAGAAGAAACAAGAGGCAGCAAAGGCUUCUACUACAGAUUCCAUCAUCACAGACCCAGAAGACCCACGGUUCGACCUGGAGAAGCUGAUUGCAAAGUGGGAAAAGGCAGCAUAACAGUGUUACUCUUGUUCGUCCAUGGAUUGUUUUAUAGACAUGUUAAUCCGCCCACAAAAGACGCAUAAUCUUAUCCCUGGUCCAGUAUACCUUGUCGGACCUGAAAACAUGGAUCAUGUUCGUAGAUACAAGCAUCCUGUUCGAUUUAUGUUUCGUAUAUAAAAAUCAAGAAAUUUUAUGCCUCCGUAGCCG
Messenger RNA from Guyanagaster necrorhizus, 540 nucleotides. RefSeq lists its product as uncharacterized. The transcript is spliced from 3 exons. Gene Ontology annotation, molecular function: proton transmembrane transporter activity. The coding region runs from base 70 to 348 and encodes 92 amino acids. Lineage: Eukaryota; Fungi; Basidiomycota; Agaricomycetes; Agaricales; Physalacriaceae. The record is from RefSeq and is a predicted model, not a curated record. Gene Ontology annotation, biological process: proton motive force-driven ATP synthesis.